AUGAUACCAGCUACAAACAAGGCCUUUGUUGUAACCAACCUUGUUUCUGGAACAGGCUAUGACCUCUGUGUCCUGGCAAUGUGGGAUGACACAGCCACAACCCUUACUGCCACCAAUAUUGUGGGAUGCGCCCAAUUCUUCACCAAAGAAGACUACCCUCAGUGCCAGUCAAUGCACAGUCAGUUCCUGGGUGGGACCAUGAUUCUGAUCAUUGGAGGCAUCAUUGUGGCAACUCUGUUGGUGUUCAUUGUAAUACUCAUGGUCCGCUAUAAGGUCUGCAACAAUUCUCAAGGGAAGAUGUCUAAUGUCAGCAAUGUCUACUCACAGACAAAUGGAGCACAACCAGUUCAGAAUGGAGUCCUGCCCCAAGUCAAUCCCAAAGUGGUGGUGAGGAAUGAACUGAUGGAGUUUAACUGUCAGUCUGCACGGAGUAGCAUCUCCUCUUCCUCCAGCUCUGCAAAUAGUCGUGACUGCGACAAUUAUAGCCUCCAAAGUGAACAGGGCACAUUGUCCAGUAAAUGGAGGCCUCCUUCCAGGUCAAAACACAAUAUUGACCGGCUAAUGGGAGCUUUUGCCUCCCUGGAACUGAAAUGUCAGAAAAAGGAGGAAAUGACAGACUCCAGAACUUCCACGGUGGCCCGCCACUCGGACAAAGAGCCACUGCUGGGCCAGACGGAGUCAAAAUUACGCAGCUUCCUCAUGUUGCCUCUAGAGGGCAAAACCAAACGUAGCCAUUCUUUUGACAUGGGGGACUUUGCUACAUCUCAGUGUUGUACCUACCCAAAAAAGAUAACAAACAUUUGGACAAAGAGGAGCCUCUCAGUCAACGGCAUGCUUUUGCAGUAUGAUGACAAUGACCUAACAGGGGCAAAAGGGACUUUCGGGAGCUCAGAGUGGGUAAUGGAAAGCACGGUGUAAAUAUCAGUGUCUCCCCCCUCCUCUUCUCCCUUCAUAGGUUAUAAAGCAUGGUUUGCUUCAGGGCCAUGCAAUUGGAAAGAGAGGGGAGGAAAUGUUUUCAAUUGUACUGGCCAAAAAGAUAGACAAGCAAGUAAGUAACAGGGAUACUAAAAGAGCAAGAAGGUCAUGAAAUGUGAAUAGGCACGUAUGGCACCAUUCCUGUCUGGCCCCAACUAAACCAUGCGUGAAUGUUUCAAGGAAUUUGCUAGUUGUAUUUAGCAUUACUUUCCAAAAGUUACUUAGACUGUUGGUGAACCAUCACACAAGAUUAAACAAGGAGGAUGAAAAGGGGUUUAACAGGAGAAAUUUAAUUUUUCAGGGUUUCUUUUUUUUUUCUUUUUUUUUUUUUUAAAGGGCACCUCUUUCUUUUCUUUCAAACACAGAAAUACACUUCUGUGGAUAUGACUGGUGCUAGGAUAUAUCUGGUUGUUAUUGCAAAUGAUUUUCUCAAAAGUGCAGGCAUGGCACCCACAGGGACAGAUAAGAGCAAAUUGUUCAGCAUAAUCUCAUGGUGUUAACUGUGACAUCUGGGCAAACAAUAUUUGUUGUUGAGUCGGCUUUUGGUUGGGAUUUAUUUACUUCUGUUCUGUUUUGAUUUUUUAUGGUUUGAGUUGCUUUUUCCCCACAACAGAAAAUAUGUUUCCAUACAUUUUUUGGUUUUGUUUUUAGUCUCAUCAAAUCCCCCAGAUUAAAAGGAGGUAUGUACAAAGGUCAAAUUUCUGAUGUACUGUAUAAUCCACCCCCAAUACCAUCCCUUUCUGUCCUAGAAAAAAUUAAAUCUAGGGACAAAUAAAUUAUAAAAAAAGAAAUCAUCCUCUUCCUUCUAUCUUCAUAGUCUCUGCUUAUCAAUGCUCAAGGCAGAGUGCAGCAGCUAUUGGUAUCUGUAAGGGUGUUGCUAUCAAAGAUGGGAAAAAUAGUUAUCAAGAUUUCCUAUUAAAGGAUAAAGCAAGGGAAAACAAAAGUAGCUCUACAUUAUGAAUAUUAAUGGUUUCUAGUGAAGGUCACACUGCCACUCUAACUGCCAAAGAAAACACUGACCCUAUUGUGACAAAAGCUCCUUGUCCGUACAAUCACCGUGACACAGCUUGACUGUACCAGUAGCGCCACAAGAAAAUUAAGUUUUUGUGUAUUUCAGGGGAUUGGGUAUGUUCCAAGUUAGCCACAGCAACUGAGUUCAAUUUGGGUAUCUCAGAGCAGAGGGUCUCCCAUGUGCCCCCUGCACUACAUACAGCCCUUCCCCAGCCCCUGGUGUACCCUGCUUCCCUGUCUCAUCCUCAGGAAGAUACUUGCUAACUAAUAACAGGAGCUGUUUAGGACUUGUAAACUGAUUCUCAGAUCAGUUUUUGGUAAGUGUUGCUGUGGCUGUAGAAAUACACAUGGCCAAUCCAGCUGAACUGAUUGUCCUUAACAAUUUUACUGUGAUUUCUAGCAUUCUGGUGGCUACUGCAACUGUCCUAUCAUUUGUUUAUUAAUUCGUUAGCUCUCAAUGAUCAGCUGUCGGGAACCAUUCUGAAAUUGCACAUUGUUACUAUUAUUUACAUUGAUUUUGUAAGAGAUGUGAAGAAAGGGUGCAAGGUACAGAGAAAAUAACACAUGAAAAAAACUUUAUGUAUAUUUUUUUUUAAAGGUUCAGAGAUAUAUUGUGACAUGGCUGUGUACUUGAUCUUGUAUUCGUCAUGUUUCCUACUUGGAGUUUUAAAUAAUGACAUCCCUGUGAUCAGAAUAUUUUUUCCUUUAGUUUCUUU
This is a messenger RNA of Lepidothrix coronata (blue-crowned manakin), 2702 nucleotides long. RefSeq names its product leucine rich repeat and fibronectin type III domain containing 2 (gene LRFN2). Gene Ontology annotation, cellular component: postsynaptic density membrane; cell surface. The coding region runs from base 1 to 918 and encodes 305 amino acids. Lineage: Eukaryota; Metazoa; Chordata; Aves; Passeriformes; Pipridae. The transcript has a single exon. The record is from RefSeq and is a predicted model, not a curated record.